This is a messenger RNA of Phaedon cochleariae (mustard beetle), 5585 nucleotides long. The record is from the annotation of a GenBank genome assembly. Lineage: Eukaryota; Metazoa; Arthropoda; Insecta; Coleoptera; Chrysomelidae.
AAAUUAAUGACCACUGCUGAAGAUAAUUAAGAUAGACCAACUGAAUACGGAUAGAAGAUGAUAGAUCCAUCUUCAUCUGAAGAAGAUAGUGAUGAAGAACACGGAUCCGGCCACCAUGUUGGACACCAUCCACCAUCACACCACCAGCACCACCCAUCAAGCCACACACACCCUGCAGAAUCAUCGCCAUACCACCAAUCCCACCACAGCUCGGAAUUGGGCAGCGGCAACUUGGAGGUGCCGUUGCCCAAUGCCAGCGCAGCCCAACGCUCGUUAUCACCGUCUAGUGCCGUUUCUGCUGAAACGCUCAGCCACAGCAUGGGUUCUUCCAGGGCAAACUCUCUACCUCGGCCGACAAGUCCCUCGCCGUCAGUGGCCUCAGAAAAGACCGAGGUAGACUUGCAGGAGAAGCAGGAGAGGGAGGAAGAAGAAAGGAAGAGGAGGAUACAGCUCUACGUGUUCAUCUCGCGCUGCAUAGCCUACCCUUUCAACGCCAAACAGCCCACAGACAUGACCAGGCGGCAAACGAAGAUCACCAAACACCAGCUGGAAAGCAUCGUCAAUAGGUUUCAAUGUUUUUUGAAAGGAGAAACUCAAAUAAUGGCCGACGAAGCCUUCCAAAAUGCCGUACAAAAUUAUUAUGAUGUUUUUUUGAAAUCUGAAAGAGUCCUCAAGAUGGUCCAAUCUGGUGCCUGUUCGCAGUAUGAUUUCAGGGAAAUCUUUAGGAAUAAUAUAGAAAAACGAGUAAGGUCUCUACCAGAAAUGGAAGGCCUUAGCAAAGAAACUGUGUUCACUUCCUGGAUGGCAAAGUUCGACUGUAUAUUGAAAGUAACCGAUGAAGAUUCGAAAAGGCCGUCUAGAAUGCAACAAAACCUCAAUUCCGAGUUAAUUUUAUCAAAAGAGCAACUCUACGACAUGUUUCAACAAAUUCUCGGCGUGAAAAAAUUCGAACACCAGUUGCUAUUCAACGCACUACUCCUCGAUUCUGCUGACGAACAGGCAGCUGCGAUAAGAAGAGAAUUGGAUGGAAGAAUGCAAAAAGUCGCUGAAAUGGAGAAGAACCGGAAAUUAAUGCCGAAGUUCGUAUUGAAAGAAAUGGAGUCUCUCUACAUAGAAGAACUAAAAUCAUCAAUAAAUUUAUUGAUGGCGAAUUUGGAGUCGCUGCCUGUUUCGAAAGGAUCGAUGGAUUCCAAAUAUGGGUUGCAAAAACUAAAACGCUAUAAUCACAGAUCGCAAGGAUCUUUAGCGAAACUGGAAGGAGAUUCCGCAGAUAGUGAUACGCAACUAACUAAAUUAGAUGUAGUCUUGACGUUUCAACUCGAGGUGAUAGUUAUGGAAGUGAGAGGAUUGAAAUCGUUAUCACCAAAUAGGAUAGUAUAUUGUACCAUGGAAGUUGAGAAUGGAGAAAAGUUGCAAACAGAUCAAGCAGAAGCCUCAAAACCAAUGUGGGAUACACAAGGAGACUUUUGUACAACUCAUCCAUUACCGUUUGUGAAAGUGAAAUUAUACACCGAAAAUCCAGCAAUGCUAGCAUUAGAAGAUAAAGAACUAGGGAAAGUCACACUGAAGCCUACCCCCUUAUCAUCGAAGGCACCUGAGUGGCACAAGAUGGUGGUUCCAAAAAAUCUCCCAGACCAAGAGCUAAGGAUAAAAAUCGCCUGCAGAAUGGACAAACCCUUGAACAUGAAACACUGCGGAUACCUCUAUGCGCUCGGCAAGAGUGUGUGGAAAAAAUGGAAGAAGAGGUACUACGUCCUCGUUCAAGUAUCCCAAUACACCUUCGCGAUGUGUAGUUACAAAGAGAAGAAGUCUGAACCCUCGGAGAUGAUGCAGCUGGACGGAUACACUGUCGACUACAUCGAGGCAUCGAGUGCUAACCUGAUGGUUGGAAUGGGUAAGCACCUGGAAGGCGGCAGAUAUUUUUUCAAUGCUGUGAAGGAGGGGGACAGUAUAAUAUACGCCAGCGACGAUGAGAACGAAUGUCAUCUGUGGGUGAUGGCUAUGUAUCGAGCAACUGGUCAGUCACACAAGCCCACACCUCCAUUGACUCUCCAAGAUAAGAAUUCCACCAUAUCGAAGAUCCAAGGAGAUGCUGAUAGAGCUAGGAAGCACGGGAUGGAAGAUUUCAUAUCAGCGGAUCCUUGCCAGUUCGAUCAUGCAUCUUUGUUUAAGCUGUUGCAAAAUUUUACAUUGGAGUACAGGCUCAAUGACCCAUACUGUUCUUUGGGUUGGUUCAGUCCUGGCCAGGUUUUCGUUUUGGACGAAUAUUGUGCCAGAUACGGCGUGAGAGGAUGUUAUAGGCAUUUAUGUUACUUAUCGGACCUCUUAGAUAGGGCCGAGAAGAAUUUGAUGAUAGACCCUACGUUGAUUCAUUAUAGUUUUGCGUUUUGCGCUAGUCAUGUCCACGGAAACAGACCUGACGGCGUGGGAAGUGUCACUCAUGAGGAGAAGGAGAAGUUUCAAGAAGUCAAAGAGCGCUUGCGUAUAUUGUUAGAGAAUCAAAUAACUAAUUUCAGGUAUUGUUUUCCGUUCGGUAGACCAGAAGGUGCUUUAAAAGCCACUCUUUCGUUAUUGGAAAGAGUUUUAAUGAAAGAUAUUGUCACACCAGUGCCUCCAGAAGAAGUCCGUGGGAUGAUUAAAAAGUGUUUGGAAACUGCGGCCUUAGUAAACUACACUCGUCUAUCAUCUGAAGCCAAAAUCGAAGAAGAUUUGAGAGGUGAGACGAUGGUUUCGCCAAGCAAAAAGCUGGACGACCUCAUACACUUAGCGGAACUCUGUGUCGAUCUUUUGCAGCAAAAUGAGGAGCACUAUGCAGAGGCCUUUGCGUGGUUCAGCGACUUACUGGUUGAACACGCUGAAAUAUUUUGGUCUUUAUUUGCUGUCGACAUGGACAGAGUCCUCGCAGAGCAACCAGCCGACACGUGGGACUCUUUUCCGUUAUUUCAAAUUCUCAACGACUAUCUCAGAGCUGACGAUAAUCUGAAGAAUGGCAGGUUUCAUCAACAUCUCCGAGACACGUUCGCACCUUUGGUGGUUCGUUACGUAGAUUUGAUGGAAUCGUCUAUAGCGCAGUCUAUACACAAAGGUUUCGAAAAGGAACGAUGGGAAAUAAAAGGAAUGGGCUGUGCGACUUCGGAAGACCUCUUCUGGAAAUUGGACGCCCUCCAGUCUUUCAUAAGGGACUUGCAUUGGCCAGAUGCGGAGUUCAGACAACAUUUGGAGCAGCGCUUGAAGCUGAUGGCUUGCGACAUGAUGGAAUCCUGCAUACAAAGGACCGAGUCCGCUUUCCAUCAGUGGUUGAAGAAGUCCGUUACGUUCAUUUCCACCGAUUACAUAAUACCAUCAGAGAUUUGCGCUAUGGUCAAUGUCAUCCUGGACGCGAAGAAUCAAUCUCUUAAAUUAUGCGCGGUUGAUGGAAUAGAUUUGCACCAAUAUCACACGAAAAUAGACGAUAUGAUCGAAAAAACGAAUGCCAAUAUCGUUCAAGGUUUGAUUAGCAAGAUGAUGUCUGUUCUGGAAGGUACUCUAUCCAAGUUAUCGAGAUACGACGAGGGAAGCCUAAUAGGUUCAAUUUUGAGCUUCACGAACGUUUCCGGGUCUGGUAAAGACAUGGGACAAGGUUAUGUGAAUUUCACGCGCAACUGCAUGGAACAAAUCAGGCAGAAAAUAACAGAUGAACUGUGGAUUCUAACGUUCUUCGAACAGUGGUACACCAGCCAAAUAAAUAUGCUCUGUAACUGGCUAUCAGAAAGAUUAGAUCAUUCGUUGCAUCCCUAUCAAUGUACGUGCCUUGUUCAUAUCAUUAAGAAAAUAUACUCCGAUUUCGAACUUCAAGGCGUCAUGGAGGAUAAGCUGAAUUCCAAAGCUUAUCAGACGAUAGCUCAGAGAAUGCAAACGGAAGAGGCUACCUGUGCUCUCACCAUGGGACAAGCAGAAGGGGAAGUAGAUGGACUAGACGAAGAAAAGGAAGAAAGCAGAGGCAAGAUGAAGGUGACAAUAAUGGAAAGCUUGAGUGGCGAAGACGGCAACUUCGUCUCUAACGUUGGAACGAUGAUUGGAGGAAAAGUAGGAAAUAUUUUCGGUAAAGGGCUAGGCGGGAUUGGUUCCAAGUUGGGGGGAGGCACGGGUAGUUGGUUUUGAAUUUUUGUGUUACGAUACUGAGUUUGGUGAUGUCAGUCCCUUCAUGUAUAAUAUCAUGGGGUAAUUGAAGUUAUGUAAAUAACGUUUUUUUAUUGAUCAAGAUAUCACUUAGAGUAAGUUUGACAUGUUAAAGUUGUUAUCUAAUGAUGAUUAUGAAACAUUUGAAACAUUUUCAAUGGAAAAAUACACCUUUAGUGUCCGUAACGAAAACUCAAUACAUUGAUAAGGGACCAGAAAAACCUUGUAAAAAAUUAACCAGUGAUGUGGUCAUCAAGUAUUUGUUUGUUGAAUUUAGAUUUUUCAGUUAUAGUAGAGUUGACUCCCUAUUUGAUUGUGUAAAUAUUGGACAAAUAGUGCCGAAUUAUUCAAAUGUUUCUGAAUCAAGAUCUAAAUUUUUUAAAAUGAAGCCUAAUAUUUGCAUUUUUUGUCCAUUUAUAUUUAUUAGUAGAACUGGAGAGUAUUAUCAGUUAAUUCACAAGUUCUCCAUCAUUAUCUUCAGAAUUUUAUUCACCCUUUUUAUAUAACCCAUGAAAGACCUAUUAUUCACACUUCCUCUUAGUAAUUGCACUGGAUAUAUGAAACAAGUAUGAAUUCCUUUGAGUCAAGACAUUUUUCAUUUGAAAUUACGUUCCAUGUUAUAUUAUGGGUUGUUUUGAAAGGUAAGGGGCAACAGUUUCUAAUUAUCAAAAUAAACAAUAUUACCAAAAAUCGAUCAUGUUGCAGUCCUGGCCACAAAAAUAGUAAUGUAAUCGCUAUAGGGUGCAAAAAUAAUUUUAUCGUGACACUUUAUUUUGCGCUAAACACAAACUGAAACACCUUCAAUCAGAGAUCAACAUCAGAUUUGCAAUGAGAAUUAAUGGAAUUCUCAAUUGUUAAUAACUCUAAUCAUUUGCAAUUUUUUAACAGGCGAUUUCCGGUGAUAUAGUUCAUUCUGAUGGUUAAAAAAUACACUUCACUUUUGGAAACAACUUGUAUAUUCAUCAAAUAUUUCAUUCACAUUUUCAAAACAUCCAAGACAUGAUUGAAACAUUUCAAAAUCAUCGUAUACCCCCACCAUAUUAUUUUGGAAUAUUCAAACGCAAAAAGCAACAUUAUGCCAGGGACGAAUAUCUGUAAAUAUUCACCAAGCAAUAAAAUGAGCAUAAUUAAAGAACCAUUUCGAGGGUACGGCGUCUCAGGAAGAUAUUGAAGUAGAGUCUUUCCAUUCCGAAGUCAAUUUAAGCAGCGCCAGCAACCCAGACAGUAUUAGAUAUUCCAUGAAUAUUCAUAAUAUAUCAUUUUUGGAUAUUGAGAGUAUUCAUGAACAUAUCUUCCACAGAAUAUUUCCUGAAUGUUCUGGUGGCGAAGAAUGUAUAUAUUCCUAGAAUAUUUCCUAUAUAUUCAGAAUGUACCUUUAAUAUUCUGGAAAUAUUCAGAUAAUAUUCGGAAUAUUCCAGGGAUAGUAC